Eurytemora carolleeae is the source of this 973-nucleotide messenger RNA. RefSeq lists its product as uncharacterized. The record is from RefSeq and is a predicted model, not a curated record. NCBI's taxonomy places the organism in Eukaryota, Metazoa, Arthropoda, Copepoda, Calanoida, Temoridae. The coding region runs from base 74 to 865 and encodes 263 amino acids. The transcript is spliced from 10 exons.
AAACUAUUCCACUAUAAAUGCUGACUCGUCUUCUCAAGUUGGACAGUGUUAAAGGAAGAGAAGAGAAGAAAACAUGAAGAAUCUACUAUUUAAAAGUGUAUUCCUGCUGGUUGGGUUUGCCCAUGUGUCUGAAGCAUUAUUCUUCGGACCAAUAGCUGUCGGUCUACUUGCAGGAGCACUUGCCCUCAAGGGAAGUUUCCUUCUUGGUGCUAUUAUUGCAGGGAAUAGAAGUCAUGGCAGACAUGGGUAUGCCCGCAGUUAUCAACCAAGCAACCACUAUUACAGUGGAUAUUCAUCACACUACACUCAACCCCAGGGGUACUACUACAGUUCUGAUAAAUACAACCACGGACACCACCACAGAGGGAAGCGUAGUAUCGUGGCAGAAUUCACUCAUGAAGACAUCCGAAGAAUGAAGCGAGAGGUUGAAUCGUUUGAUUUCGACGCCUGGACCCUCGAGAUGACGGCCAAGGACCAGGAUGAUUGUAGUAAAAAAGUUAUCUGUGAACUAUCUGCAAAGUAUGCAUCUAAUAAGAACAGUAUGACCGACAACGAGAUCCUUUUGACUGAAACCUUCAGUAAGAGAGUUGAUAUCAGCAAUGGAGAGGUUCAACUAAACCUGGCUGCACAGAUUGGUAUUGAGAAAGGACAGGGAAGAUGUAAGGAUCUUUAUAAAAGAUGUGGGAAUAGUGUAGAGGAUAUCCUAGCUAUGGUUGAAGUGGAAAUGCAAGAUAUGAAAAUUAUUGAGAAAGAGGUUCAAGGAUUAACGAAAGAGGAAAUCGAGGCUGAUCUGGCUGAAGAGGAGAAGGCACUACAGGCUGUCCUUAAGGAAGCUGGAAUCGACAACGAUAGAGUUUGGGACUAAACUAGGACCAAAAGAAGGACUAGGACUAAACUAGGACCUUGGGAAGGUUUGGGACUUGGAAAAGAAUUCUAAAAAUAAAUUGUAUAAAAAAAUAUAUUUUACAUUGUA